Molecule: messenger RNA, 4583 nt
Organism: Cadophora gregata
Lineage: Eukaryota; Fungi; Ascomycota; Leotiomycetes; Helotiales; Ploettnerulaceae
Exons: 9
Coding region: 1-4452 (1483 amino acids)
Cellular component (GO): intracellular anatomical structure
Molecular function (GO): ATP binding; RNA binding
Source: RefSeq, a predicted model, not a curated record
AUGGCUGGGGGAAAGAAGAAAAAGAAGCCAGCGGCAAACCCGGCCAGAGGAUUUGCAACUACAUCUAUUGCCUCCAAGCCAAAGAUCGAAGUCCCUGAACCAGGAGUUCCUUCAACAGAGUCAUCCGCGCAGCACGGCAAUCUCAACUCGGAAGAAAUAGAGCAAAGCGCAUCCGCAGAUACAAAAUCGGGUCGCACGACAGCAUCGAGCAAGAUAUUAACUGCAGAAGAGUUUGAGAAGCAAUUAGAAGACUCGGAAUUACAGAUACUGGUUGAGAGACAUGCCCAGAAAUCAAAGAGAGAUGCCCUCCGUCAAAAGACGAGACUGGAGACAGAUCGCCGUGUCUUGAGAAGUCAGGCCGAAAGCCUCAACACGAGGAAAUGGUUACCUCCGGAAUUGAUGGAAGAGAUCUUGGAUUUGGUCAGUGGCGAAGGACGUUUUACGGGGCAGUCAAACGAAUCUACUGGCAAUAUCAAACAAGCCUCUGAGGAGGAGUUGACGAUCCGUCUUUGGACUCUGCAGCAAGCCCUUGGGGGGGCAGGAUUCACAGAUGAAAGGGUUCUUCGAGCCACCAGGCAUGUUUUGGAUAUUUCGGACAAGAUAGCAGUGGGGAAUAAAGACGCAAUUUGGGGCAUGGAAGAAGCCUUGGAAUGGCUGGCUAGGGAAUGUACGAGGGAUGAUCUGCCAGACUAUGAUAAUCUUUACCGCAAAGCCGGGAUGUUGUCGAAGUCACAAACAGACACACCAAUCGAGAGUCCAUUACCUUCUGGCGCUACCACCCCUCGUACAGAGUCUGAUACAAGACAUAUGGGGACUGGUGCAGUAAAUAACCACCUUUCCGGGCUGGAGCGGCAACGCUCACCUGCUAAGAAGCUCGUGGCCCUUGAUUAUGACAGUGAUAUCGAUCCUGAUGAUCUUUUGCCCGUUUAUCUGGAGUGCAAGACAAAGUUAUUCCAUGCACAGCAGUCCAUGACUAAGAAGGACCAUCCACGAGGAAAUAUUCGAGGUUCUGCUGUGAACAAGAAGACCGUGGCUGCUAGCACAGACUCAGAAUCGGCAAGAUGGACUCGAAAGGUUAAGAGAAUACAAGAUGAUGUUCUAUUUGACCAGUACAUUGCAGAUCAGCAGUGGGAAAUCAAGCGUAUUCAGCUGGAGAAAGAUGCCGCAGCUCAGCGAAAGGCUGCGGAGGUCACCCAAGACAAUAGCGACUCGAAUUCCCAAGGAUCCCAGACCCUUGUUGAUUCUGAUGACGAAGUUAGCAAGGAGGCUGCCAGAAUCGGCGCUGAACUGCUCGAAGAGAAUGGGAGCGACGAUGACGGCGCACUGGCAGACUUGUUUGCGAGCUUACCGGUCAAUGAGAUUGACCCCCUGACUGGCAAAAGUUGCACUGUUGUAACUGGCCUGAAUGGCGUCAAGAUUACGAUUCGAGAUUUUGGGAAGUGGUCUGGGAUCAAUCCUACCCGAGUUCUCGAGGAAGCUUGCCGUGCUCGAGAUUCAUCUGUGAAACUGAACUUUACUGUCAUCUCCGAUUCAAGCUUUUCGAUCCGACAUUCGCUGCGGAUCAUUUGGUCCAAAUCGCAAGAUAUUCAAUUGAUAACGCCGCCAGUGCAGAUUGACUCUACCUCUUCACCAAAGUCUCAUACCUUCACCAUGGUCUCCAUAUCGGCCCCUGAUUCUAAACAAUCCGAGGCUUACAUCGCUACCAUAGCGUUGUUCCUAUUAUUUAGCUCGUCAGCAAAAGAGGACAAGGUCUUUCUUCGUUUGCCGCCUGCAUGGAGAGAUCUAUGGACAGAAUUUGCCGAGGCAAAGAAGGAGAAAGCCGACGAAGCAGACCGUUCCAGUAUUCGUAUUUUUCGAGACAUGGUCCGCGAGAAGAGAGACCAGGAACUAGAGGACGGCGUUCUCAUACAGGGCGCUUUCAGAAAUCGAAACAAUGCUCGAGCCCCGGACAAUAGUGACGAGUCAGGCCCUGACAAAGCUAACAAAGGAUUACUUGAACCUCAAGCGUAUCAGCGAAUCUGGUACGACAAAUCCAACACGCCAAGCUACCAAAUGAUGCUGAAUUCUCGUAUGCAGCUUCCAAUGUGGGGCUUCAAGAACGAAGUCCUCGAAGCAAUUGAUCGACAUCAAGUUGUCAUCGUCUGCGGAGAGACCGGAUGUGGUAAGAGUACUCAGGUACCGUCAUUCAUCCUGGAACAUCAGCUUUCUCAAGGCAAACCGUGUAAGAUCUAUUGUACGGAGCCACGACGUAUUUCAGCUAUCUCACUAGCUCGACGUGUCAGCGAAGAGCUCGGGGAGCGUAAGAAUGACCUUGGUACUUCACGGUCUCUUGUUGGCUAUGCGAUCCGUCUCGAGUCAAACACUUCAAAGGAAACCCGACUGGUUUAUGCGACAACAGGUAUCGUGAUGAGGAUGCUUGAAGGAUCUAACGAUCUCAAGGAUAUCACACAUAUUGUUCUCGAUGAAGUUCACGAGCGGACGAUCGACAGUGAUUUUCUGUUGAUUGUCUUGAGAAAAUUAAUGGCUCGUAGAAGAGAACUGAAGGUCGUUUUGAUGUCUGCAACAGUCGAUGCGGAACGCUUCUCCAAGUACUUGGAUGGAGCUCCAGUGCUCACUGUUCCCGGUCGCACAUUUCCCGUUACAGUCAAAUACCUCGAAGAUGCUGUAGAGUUGACAGGUUAUACGUUGGAUAGUACUUAUCAGGAAAAGUUCAAGGAUCUCGAUGACGACGAGAUAGAGCCUGCCGAAGUUGGCCUUACUGAGGCAAAUAAGAUCGAGAAUACCAAAGCUCUUCGGGGCUACAGUGGCAGGACCAAGAACACGAUUGCCCAGUUGGAUGAGUAUCAGAUCGAUUUUGAAUUAGUUGCACAGCUUCUUGCAAAAAUUGCUGUUGACGAUCACCUGCAAAUGUUUAGCAAAGCGAUCUUAGUAUUUCUACCUGGAAUUGGUGAAAUUCGCCAGCUUAAUGAUAUGUUGGCUGGGCAUCCGGUUUUUUCUGCAAACUGGUAUGUUUACCCACUUCACUCCACGAUCGCCAGUGAAGACCAGGAGGCUGCUUUCCUCGUGCCUCCACCUGGUACAAGAAAGAUUGUUCUUGCUACCAAUAUUGCCGAGACUGGUAUCACAAUACCCGAUGUUACGUGUGUCGUUGACACCGGCAAACACCGAGAGAUGAGAUUCGAUGAAAGAAAACAACUUUCAAGACUUCUGGAGACUUUCAUUAGCAAGGCCAAUGCGAAGCAACGCAGAGGUCGAGCUGGAAGAGUACAAGAGGGCUUGUGCUUUCACCUUUUUACUAAACACCGGCACGAUGAAUUGAUGUCGGAUCAGCAAACCCCCGAGCUUCUCCGCCUUUCCCUUCAAGAUCUUGCUAUUCGCGUCAAAAUAUGCAAGCUUGGUGGUAUCGAGGAGACAUUGAGUCAAGCUCUAGAUGCGCCGUCGUCCAAAAACAUUCGCCGUGCAGUGGAUGCCCUUAUAGAUGUUAGAGCCUUGACACCAGGCGAAGAUCUUACCCCUCUCGGUAUCCAGCUUGCACGAUUGCCACUAGAUGUCUUUCUUGGGAAGCUAGUGCUUCUUGGAAGCAUUUUCAAAUGCUUGGACGCUUCUAUUACCAUCGCAGCAAUCUUGUCAUCCAAAUCUCCAUUUUCGGCACCAUUUGGUGCACGAGCUCAAGCAGACACUGUUCGACUUGCAUUUCGGAGGGGCGAUUCGGAUCUUCUCACCGUCUACAAUGCAUAUUUGGCUUGGAAACGAGUUUGCGUGACUGGUAAUUCGGAUUACCAGUUCUGCAGAAAAAAUUUCCUCAGUCAGCAAACACUGUUGAACAUUGAAGAUCUCAAGGGACAACUUGUGGUAUGUCUGGUCGAUUCAGGCUUUCUGCCAUUGACGGGAGAUGAGCGAACAGCGUUGAACAAAACUCGUUACUCCAGUAGACGUCGUCAAUUCUUUGAUAUUCCCCAGCGAGCGAAUGUAAACAGCGAUAACGACAUUGUGACUAGUUCAGUCAUCGCGUGGAGUUUCUAUCCAAAGCUUCUCAUCCGCGAUGGAAGAGGUUUCCGAAAUGUUGCAAACAAUCAAUCUAUCAGUCUUCAUCCAUCCUCAGUCAAUAAGGGGCACCAUGAAUUAAAAUGGUUGUCAUACUAUCAUAUUAUGCAAAACAAGCAGUUCUACAACGCCCACGAGACUACUGGAGUAGAAGAGUUUGCUAUUGCUCUUCUCUGUGGAGACGUUCGGUGUGAUAUGUAUGCCGGAGUCUUCAUCCUCGAUGGAAACCGAGCACGAUUCGCGGUGUCGGACUGGAAGACAAUGCUUGUAAUCAAGACACUGAGAUCCAAGUUACGAGAAAUAUUGACAAGAUCAUUUAAGAGCCCUGGGAAGCAACUCACGGGACAGCAGCAGAAAUGGCUGGAUGUCUGGCAGAAGAUAUUUUCGCAGGAGUUCAAGGAUAAAUGAGUGGCACUGUAACAAGUUAAGACUGCAUAGAACUGGCGUUUAAACUUGGGAGAUUCACAAACACGGAAAAGCGAUUAUCUUUCGCACUAUCAUGAAGGGACUCAUGCGUUCCCAAUAGUAAAAUACAAGCG